Molecule: messenger RNA, 871 nt
Organism: Oppiella nova
Lineage: Eukaryota; Metazoa; Arthropoda; Arachnida; Sarcoptiformes; Oppiidae
Source: the annotation of a GenBank genome assembly
AUUGGAAAGUCUGUUGAAAUAUGAGUGCAUUUGAGGCCAUAUUUGGGGAUAAUUUUCAAUUAAAUCACUGCUUUUGACGUGAAUUACGAAAACAAUAGCCUUUUGGACACGAAAUCCAAUCACUAUUUGAUUGAAAGCCUCGAAAGGAUUGACGACUCAAACCAUUGCUUCAAAUCUGCAUUUGUUUUGAAUCUCAUUCACAAACCAAUUGACCAUUGAUUUGACAAUUGGCCGAAGAAUUGGCGCUGAAUUUGCGAUCGCAUCCAACGGGUGGUGACAGUUACUGAUGGAGGAGAGUGUGGCCACCAUCGAGAGGCACGCCUACUGCCUGUGUCUGCACGUGAGGCCGGCCACCAUCUUCGUGGCACUCGUCAAUCUGGGAGGAUCACUGAUCUGUGGUAUAGUGACGAUAGCGCUGUUGUCUUAUGGGGACAACUCGUACGUGCAGUCGAUGUCCGAGUCCUCGCGAUCGACCACCACUUCGUUGGCGAUUGUGGUCUAUAUGUUGCUGUCGUUGGUGUCGGCGAUGCUGUUGUUCGGAGUGAUUAAGUCUAAGCCCACGUAUAUCCUGCCCUUCUUCGGCAUCCAAUUCAUCGACUUCCUCUUCACUUUACCCCAAUUCCUCACCUCUUUGUACUCACAGCCCAAUAGCCAUCACUACCAGAACUGGUCCGAGCGGAGGACCAACUCGUUUCUGGAUAUGCGCCACAUUUGGCCCAACGCCUCCCCCAACAACCUCUACACCUCUUCCCUGUUGUUCACGACUCUUAUAGUGCUGUUUAAGAGCUACUUCUUGUGUGUGGUCUGGAAGUGCUAUNAUUUCGAAAUAAAAAAUAUUAAAACACCAAAACAAACACAAUUAUGCGGAUAG